AUUUUGAGCGUGUCUGUCUUUACUCCUUGUUCCACUGAUAUAUAAAUACUGUCUGGGUCCACAUGACAGCACGACACUCCAGCCAGGCUCACACUGCUUAUAUCUCAUUAUCAAGAUGACCGUGUUACUACUCAACGUCCUGUAUCUCAUCCUACAUAUGGCAUCGAGCAGCCAACAUGAGACCAUUGUGACUCUCAUGCCAAAUGUACUUGUCGUCAAGGUGGAUGGAAAGGUCUUCACUGAGACGCAGGUCCCUCUGCGAUGUGGGGACUACCAGGACACAGAGGUGAUCUGGAGGAAUGGCAAGGAGCGUCUAGAAAACAAAGGGAACCAGAUAAAUGUGGAAGUGGUGGAGAUGAUGGGAGGGAACUACAGCUGCCACAACGCUGCUGGAGAUUACCUCAACCACACUCUGGUGUUGGUGCAGGACAUACCAUCACCCAACAGAAUGAGACGCGUCCUCCAGAAGUCACAUGACACAGAUGAGUACAUCAGAUGUUUGGCGAAAAAUUAUAGUGGAAUAUUUCAUUGCUCUUGGAAGAAGACCGAAUAUCGGAUGUCAGCAGCUGUUGUUUUUGUCCAAGUAGGACGCACCAUCUCUUGCUCCGAAGACAGUGAUGGUGAAGGCCUGACCUGUCAGGACCAGGACAGCUGCCCCUUUGCUGAGGAGUUGUCCCGCAUCAAACUCACUGUAUACUUCAGGACUAACUACCUCCUAGAGGACUACACCAUCACACCCUUCUACAUCCGAGAAAUAGUGAAACCAGACAAGAUCGACAUCACCAAGGUGGAGGGGAACACAUUUCAGUGGGGGUACCCAGCGACAUGGAGCCGCCCCUGCCCUUACUUCCCCCUCACGUUCCGAGUCAAAGUGGUCCAACACGAGGCAAGCUGUGACUCUAAGGAAAAGGUGUUUAUAAGUGAAACCAACAUAAAUGCAACAGAAUUCACUGUUCGUUCCAGCUACAAAAAAUAUUGUUUCUGCCUCGGGGCAAAGGAUGACCUGGUUGACUCCCAAUGGAGCCAGUGGACACGUUAUGAGGUGAAGAAUAAACCUAACAAACACUGACAGGUAAGGAAACCCAGAUUAAGACCGACAACAUACCAUCACUCAGCUUCAACCAAAACAUCCAAAAUAUGGAAUAGGCUGGUCAUUGUACAGGAAAUAAUAUUUGACAUUAUACUGAAGACAAGUUAUGAAAUGUAGCUAGUAUACCAUGUUUGUUGGGAUUUUUAUUUAUUUGUAAAAAUUCUGAAAUGUAAUUACACCAUUUAUUUAUGUUACUCAUCUCUUUUCCAAGACGGUUUUCAUUGCUGUAGCACGAAGAUGUUUGCUUAAAUAGACGCAAAAAUAAAAAGCUACUGCACACUGA
Molecule: messenger RNA, 1373 nt
Organism: Oncorhynchus nerka (sockeye salmon)
Lineage: Eukaryota; Metazoa; Chordata; Actinopteri; Salmoniformes; Salmonidae
Product: interleukin-12 subunit beta-like
Exons: 9
Coding region: 116-1069 (317 amino acids)
Molecular function (GO): protein binding
Source: RefSeq, a predicted model, not a curated record